GUUGCCAAAUUUUGAAAUCUAAAUUUCUUCAGAAAAGUUUGUUAAUCGGAGAACCAAGAGGCGAAAUUGGGAGUACUCUCCGUCGUAAAUCACCGGAAAAAAUGGUGUUUCUCUCACGAAAAAAGCCGCCACCGCCACCGCCUCCGUCAUCAUCCUCAGCCGCUCCGUCGAUUAAAAUCCCCCAGCCGCAAAAUGAAUCCGACGCGGUGGAUAAGAUGACUGCGAUUCUCGCGGAAGUCGGAUGCACACUGAUGAACCCGUACGGUCCGCCGUGUCUUCCUUCCGAUCUACACGCUUUCCGCCGCAAUCUCACUAUUCGCUUUUCGUCUUGCUCCGCUAAUUCCGGCGAGAGAGAUAGCGUCGCUUCCCUUCGCUCCGUUUUCAUAGCUGGGUUCUCAUCGUACAUUCAAUCUCCGAGUAAUCUUCGUAGAGUGCUUUCGUCCUCUUCAUCAACCAAGAGAGACGAGAGUUUAGUUCGGAAUCUCCUUCUUGUACCUCCUAUUCAACUUGAUAUUCAGGAAAUGCUACUCGAGAAGCUUCCGGAGUACUUUGAUGUUGUUACAGGAUGUACGUUGGAGGAAGAUGUUGCUCGUCUUAUCAUCAACCAUUUUCGUUGGCUCGACUUCAUUGUUAAUCCCGAUGUGUUCACCGAUAAGCUGAUGCAAGUUCUAUCGAUUUGUCCUUUGCAUUUAAAGAAGGAAAUCAUUGGAUCGUUGCCUGAGAUUAUUGGGGAUCAUAACUGUCAAGCUGUGGUUGAUUCUUUAGAAAAAAUGCUUCAGGAGGAUUCUGAUGUUGUUGUUCCAGUGCUUGAUUCUUUCUCCAACCUUAAUUUAGAUGAUCAAUUGCAAGAACAGGCGAUUACAGUAGCAAUAUCAUGUAUUAGAACAGUCGACGCAGAGCACAUGCCAUAUCUACUUAGGUUUUUGCUUCUUGCUGCUACUCCAGAAAAUGUUAGAAGAAUAAUCUCCCAGAUACGAGAACAGUUGAAAUUCACCGGAAUGUCACAACCUUGUCCUUCUCAGAAUAAACUUAAAGGAAAAAUACCUGCAUAUAACGCAGAAGGUUCUAUUCUCCAUGCUUUAAGAUCAAGCCUUCGGUUUAAGAAUAUACUCUGUCAAGAAAUCAUAAAGGAGCUGAAUAGUCUGGAGAAACCUCGGGAUUUUAAGGUAAUUGAUGUAUGGCUGCUUAUUCUCAUGUACAUGAACGGGGACCCCAUCCGGAAGAGUAUCGAGAAAAUAUUUAAGAAGAAAGUGGUCGAUGGAUGCAUACAAGAAACCCUGCUUGAUCAAUGUAUAUGUGGUAAUAAAGAGUUUGUGCAGGAUAAUUUUGCAUCAUUUGUUUCUUUGGCUGAACACCUCUUGUCAUGCAAAGAAGAAAAGGCAAGGGAAAUGGGCUCGCAUAUCUAUACUCGUCUUUUUGAAGGGUUUGCUGACAAUUAUUCAAGACAAGAGAUUCUAGGUGCUCUAGUGACACAUGUGGGAUCUGAUAACAAAUUUGAGGUCAGUUCGGUCUUGGAGAUGAUGACGGCUCUGGUGAAAAAAUAUGCGCAGCAACUCCUUCCCUUUUCUUCCCACAUAAAUGGUAUUUUGGACUACUUAGAGGGUUUUAGUAUUGAAAAUUUGCAUAAGGUCUAUGAGAUUUUCAGUCUCCUUGCACUAUCAGCUCGUGCAAGUGCUGAUUCUUUUCGAUCUUCAAUUUCAAAUGAACUUAUGAUGAUAGUAAGGAAGCAGGUUAGUCAUCCAGACCUCAAGUACAAAAAGAUGGGCUUAGUUGGAACUCUUAGGAUUGUGUCGUCACUUGGGGAUGCAAAGAGUGUUCCUGACCUUCCAUCAUCACAGGUUUCAGAUUGUGGGGAGAUUUUGGAGCUCUUGAAGACAUCUGUUGACUCUUGCAAACAGUCUAACUUAGCCCUAAUUAUGUUCUAUGAUGAAUUUGCUACAAUUCUUAGCCAUAAGUUACUUCAACCAGAAAUUAUGGAGUGGAUUGGGAAGCAUCUGGGAAAAUUAGAGUCGCUGUUUCUAGCCGAUCUUNCUUUACAGUCUGCUUGGUAUGAUAAUAUAUUAGUGCUUUCGUCCUCUUCAUCAACCAAGAGAGACGAGAGUUUAGUUCGGAAUCUCCUUCUUGUACCUCCUAUUCAACUUGAUAUUCAGGAAAUGCUACUCGAGAAGCUUCCGGAGUACUUUGAUGUUGUUACAGGAUGUACGUUGGAGGAAGAUGUUGCUCGUCUUAUCAUCAACCAUUUUCGUUGGCUCGACUUCAUUGUUAAUCCCGAUGUGUUCACCGAUAAGCUGAUGCAAGUUCUAUCGAUUUGUCCUUUGCAUUUAAAGAAGGAAAUCAUUGGAUCGUUGCCUGAGAUUAUUGGGGAUCAUAACUGUCAAGCUGUGGUUGAUUCUUUAGAAAAAAUGCUUCAGGAGGAUUCUGAUGUUGUUGUUCCAGUGCUUGAUUCUUUCUCCAACCUUAAUUUAGAUGAUCAAUUGCAAGAACAGGCGAUUACAGUAGCAAUAUCAUGUAUUAGAACAGUCGACGCAGAGCACAUGCCAUAUCUACUUAGGUUUUUGCUUCUUGCUGCUACUCCAGAAAAUGUUAGAAGAAUAAUCUCCCAGAUACGAGAACAGUUGAAAUUCACCGGAAUGUCACAACCUUGUCCUUCUCAGAAUAAACUUAAAGGAAAAAUACCUGCAUAUAACGCAGAAGGUUCUAUUCUCCAUGCUUUAAGAUCAAGCCUUCGGUUUAAGAAUAUACUCUGUCAAGAAAUCAUAAAGGAGCUGAAUAGUCUGGAGAAACCUCGGGAUUUCAAGGUAAUUGAUGUAUGGCUGCUUAUUCUCAUGUACAUGAACGGAGACCCCAUCCGGAAGAGUAUCAAGAAAAUAUUUAAGAAGAAAGUGGUCGAUGGAUGCAUACAAGAAACCCUGCUUGAUCAAUGUAUAUGUGGUAAUAAAGAGUUUGUGCAGGAUAAUUUUGCAUCAUUUGUUUCUUUGGCUGAACACCUCUUGUCAUGCAAAGAAGAAAAGGCAAGGGAAAUGGGCUCGCAUAUCUAUACUCGUCUUUUUGAAGGGUUUGCUGACAAUUAUUCAAGACAAGAGAUUCUAGGUGCUCUAGUGACACAUGUGGGAUCUGAUAACAAAUUUGAGGUCAGUUCGGUCUUGGAGAUGAUGACGGCUCUGGUGAAAAAAUAUGCGCAGCAACUCCUUCCCUUUUCUUCCCACAUAAAUGGUAUUUUGGACUACUUAGAGGGUUUUAGUAUUGAAAAUUUGCAUAAGGCAGGUAUUUAUCUUUACAGUCUGCUUGGUAUGAUAAUAUAUUGUAUAUAA
Molecule: messenger RNA, 3311 nt
Organism: Camelina sativa (false flax)
Lineage: Eukaryota; Viridiplantae; Streptophyta; Magnoliopsida; Brassicales; Brassicaceae
Source: RefSeq, a predicted model, not a curated record